This is a messenger RNA of Pan troglodytes (chimpanzee), 758 nucleotides long. RefSeq lists its product as uncharacterized. Lineage: Eukaryota; Metazoa; Chordata; Mammalia; Primates; Hominidae. The record is from RefSeq and is a predicted model, not a curated record. The coding region runs from base 1 to 645 and encodes 214 amino acids. The transcript is spliced from 4 exons.
AUGCCAAACAUCCAGAACUUGGUUUCUAUAUACGAUUUCUCAUUAAAAAGAACCAAGACUCCCUGGAUAAACAGCUCUUUCCAGAGAAGGAUUAAAUGCCACCGAGGGGAUCCCGUGGGGUGUCUCCCGGCGCGGACUAGGGUGACAGACCCGGCUCUCCGCUCCCUUCGGCGCCAGGUGGGGGCCACGCGGUGUCAGCCACGGGCAGCGUGCAGGGGCCGUCCCCCGCGCGACCGGAGCCCGCCCUCCCCUCCCCGUUACCUGCGGGCGGCGGCGCCGGGCCCGGAGGCCUGCUGCUCCUCCUCCUUCUCCCGCCAGGCUGGGGCGGCGAGGCGGCGGCGGCGGCGGCCCGGGGGGAGGGGGCGGAGCGCGCGGCUCGCUGCCUCUCUCCUCCCCCGGGAGGCUCAGGGGCCCCUAUCUCGGGCCGCCGCGCCUAGGCCCGUGAGCAGCCUGUGGCUGGGGCAUGGCGGCACAGCCCACCGGCGUGCCCGCGAGACAGCUGUGCUCCUGAUUCUCAGGCCUCGGGACCCAGACCAGGAUUUCCAUCAGCUCCCCUGGCUUGCAGGCCUUCUGACUUCUGACUCACCAUCAGCUCUCCUGGAUCCAGCUUGCCAAUGGCAGAUCGUGGGACUCCUUGGCCUCUAAUCGCAUGAAACAAUGCCCACGAGAGAAAAUAAAAGCAGUCAGAGGAGAGUGGAGAAUUUCCCCUAUUCCCCAGCAUGUGGAGCCACGGACUCUGCCUUCUCCCAGUCAAGAUG